ACUUAAAACUUUUGAGAAUUUUAGCCCCUAUUAUUGCCAAUAAAUAAGAAGAAAGAAAAACCGAAGCAGCUUUUGAUUCUUGGCUGUGGGGGGUUAUGUUCGAUGUUCGGCCUUAUAAGAAAACCUCAGUAGCCCAAAUUGAAUGUUCGUAGGCCCAAGUUUUGGCCCAUGCUUCGAACUGCUGUGCCUAUCAUCUGCUGAAAAGUGUCACUCCAGCGUGAAUCAACAUAUCCAACCAGAAAUCAUCUGCCCUUUUGCACGGGUCUACAAUGGCGAAUGUGGCCUUAUACGUACAACAAUAUUGCACAUAGAACAGACCGUCGAUUUAAAACAAGUUUCACUUUGGCUGAAAUCCACUAGGGACUUGCGCUUCGUGUCCAUCGCCGGCCUGCCAUUUCUUUCUCUAUUUCUCCACGGGCCAGCUAUUGAUCCAAUCGUCCUCCGAAAGUUCAACGAGCUCGACUUCCAAUUUCGUUCACAAAUCGAUUUGAUUACUUCGGAUAUGGCUUUAGCAGUGCUUUCUCUUACUUCUGCCGCUCCCUCUGCUUCCAUAUCUACCAAUGACACUCUCAAGCAGGCGAAGGUGAAGCUUGGAAGUGGCAGUCUGAGCUCCUGCUUUCCCAACACGAAGUCUUUUGGACGGAUAUCUAUGACCGUUGCAGUCAAUGUUUCUCGCUUUGAGGGUAUUACAAUGGCUCCUCCUGAUCCAAUUCUUGGGGUUUCAGAAGCUUUUAAGGCAGACAAUGAUGAAAUGAAGCUCAACCUCGGAGUUGGGGCCUACCGGACUGAAGAACUUCAACCAUAUGUGCUCAAUGUUGUGAAGAAGGCAGAGAAGCUUAUGCUGGAGAAGGGAGAGAACAAAGAGUAUCUCCCAAUUGAAGGUCUAGCAGCAUUUAAUAAGGUUACAGCAGAAUUAUUAUUUGGAGCUGAUGGCCCUGUGAUUAAGCAACAAAAAGUUGCAACAGUUCAGGGUCUUUCAGGAACUGGUUCCCUUCGGCUAGCCGCAGCUCUUAUUGAGCGGUAUUUUCCUGGAGCAAAAGUUCUGAUAUCAUCUCCAUCAUGGGGUAACCACAAGAAUAUCUUUAAUGAUGCUAGAGUUCCAUGGUCUGAGUACCAAUACUAUGAUCCAAAAACUGUUGGUUUGGAUUUUGAAGGGAUGAUUGCUGACAUAAAGGCAGCACCUGAAGGAUCUUUUAUCCUACUUCAUGGCUGUGCCCACAACCCUACCGGUAUUGAUCCAACACCUGAACAGUGGGAAAAAAUUGCCGAUGUCAUUCAAGAGAAGAAUCAUAUUCCAUUUUUUGAUGUUGCAUACCAGGGAUUUGCUAGUGGAAGUCUUGAUGCUGACGCAUCAUCUGUGAGGUUAUUUGCUGAACGUGGUAUGGAGCUUCUGGUUGCUCAGUCAUACAGCAAAAAUCUGGGUCUUUAUGCGGAAAGGAUUGGAGCAAUCAAUGUUGUAUGCUCUUCAGCAGAUACUGCAGCCAGGGUUAAAAGCCAACUGAAAAGGCUUGCUCGUCCAAUGUACUCCAAUCCUCCUAUUCAUGGGGCCAGAAUUGUUGCCAAUGUUGUUGGAGAUCCUACUCUAUUCAAUGAAUGGAAGGAGGAGAUGGAGAUGAUGGCCGGAAGGAUAAAGAACGUGAGACAGAAACUAUAUGAUAGCCUCACUGCAAAGGAUAAUAGUGGAAAGGAUUGGUCCUUUAUACUUGAGCAGAUUGGCAUGUUCUCAUUCACAGGCUUGAGCAAAUCUCAGAGCGAUAACAUGACAAACAAGUGGCAUGUCUACAUGACUAAGGAUGGAAGGAUUUCGUUGGCUGGAUUAUCUUUGGCCAAAUGUGAAUACCUUGCAGAUGCCAUCAUUGAUUCAUAUCACAAUGUUAGUUGAAUGCUUCAGGAUCAGGUAGUCGGGUGAGUUGAUACUUGAUUGUUGCCACUACAUAUAUAUCUUCUGACAGACAAUAACCCCUGUAGUCGUGGAGUUUUGACCGAGGCAAAAGGUAAAGUACCCUUGAAUAAAAGAUGCGGGAUUGUUCUUCCUUUUGUUUUCUUAUAUUUUGUUUGCAUGGAUAAUGUACAUGGAAGUUGCAUAUGGUUAGAUGUGCAACCCAGACUUGGACAGGACACCAAGAUGGGGCUAAAUCGCGUUUCAUUCUUUUAAUCCCAAUCCCAUACUGCCCUUCUC
Messenger RNA from Tripterygium wilfordii, 2179 nucleotides. RefSeq names its product aspartate aminotransferase, chloroplastic. The transcript is spliced from 12 exons. Gene Ontology annotation, biological process: biosynthetic process; amino acid metabolic process. The record is from RefSeq and is a predicted model, not a curated record. The coding region runs from base 143 to 1882 and encodes 579 amino acids. NCBI's taxonomy places the organism in Eukaryota, Viridiplantae, Streptophyta, Magnoliopsida, Celastrales, Celastraceae. Gene Ontology annotation, molecular function: pyridoxal phosphate binding; transaminase activity.